Messenger RNA from Monopterus albus (swamp eel), 1654 nucleotides. It is a transcript of the gene atf7ip2, whose product is annotated as activating transcription factor 7 interacting protein 2. Gene Ontology annotation, biological process: regulation of DNA-templated transcription. The record is from RefSeq and is a predicted model, not a curated record. Gene Ontology annotation, molecular function: protein binding; transcription coregulator activity. NCBI's taxonomy places the organism in Eukaryota, Metazoa, Chordata, Actinopteri, Synbranchiformes, Synbranchidae. The transcript is spliced from 13 exons. Bases 255 to 1535 code for a protein of 426 amino acids. Gene Ontology annotation, cellular component: transcription regulator complex; nucleus.
GAAGAUGGAUUAAAAGAGGAAGAAGAAAAUGGCGGUAUGCAUCUUAUUCUUUGGUUCGCUGUUCGCAAGCGGAAGUAGAAUCAGCACUGUAUUUUCUGGGUAAAGCGUUUGCACCUACAGGAGUUUGUUCAUGUGCUUCAGUUAAAGGUUCAUAAGAACGUCAGGCAUCAGCCCCCUCAUCCCCCUCAUCCCGUACUCUACAGACCAUCUAUCUGCAUGCAACUCUCGACUGUACGCUUCACGCUUAGUGAAAAAUGGCAGCAGUUCAAAAUGAAACUCAAGGACGCGUGGGCUUGAGAAGACGAGCUCAAGACAAAAUAGAGAAGUGCGCAUGUUUGACUCAGAGAGACAGGUCACGGAGGAGAGCUCGAGUGGAAAUUGGAUUGGCAUUUGAAAGGUGGCGUGAACUGAAAGCAGCAAAAGGGCUGAAAUCUGAUGCACAAGUGGCCCUGUGUCUUCUGGAUGCAAUGAAGAGGUUGCCUUCCAGACCUGCUUCCUCUGAGACCAGUGAUAAAAAGAUAAGAUUCUCUCAGUUUGAACUGCAGACACUAAUCAAGCAGGAGGUUCACUGUGCGGUGAAAAAGAAUGAAGCCAAGCUAUUGCAUUUAAUAGAAACUGUUGGACACCUGGAUCAUGGAGCUGACAUAGAAAGCACCAUCCAAAAACUGGAGGCUCGAAUCAGCACGGUGGCUAAGAGAGCGGAAGCAGCUCUUGCCUACAUGACAGAGACACAGAAGAAGGGUCCGCUGCCGCCUCUGGUUAACGUGGACGUCAUCAGGCCGCACUCAGAUGAAGAUCAAGAAACCAUGUCUCAGAAGAAAAUAAGCGUGGAUAAGAGGGGAGAGCUCUUUCAAACAAUGGAAACCACCAAAAAAUCACUACAGAAGCUUCGUACAGAUAAUGAAGCCUUGAGGACCGCUGUAGCAGAUUUAUGUGAGGUGCCGUCUCCGCCGGUUCUUACUCCUUAUGGCUCUCCUGGCAGUAAGACACUUCUCAGGAUCAUAAAUAAAGAGCCAGAAGACGAGCAGGAAAAACAAAAGAAACAGGGUCUCAAGGAGGAAAAGGCCGACAGCGUGACAGUAGAACAUCUGUCCUCUGGUAGAUGUAGUAACAUUCCCAAGAACAUGGAGAUGGAGGACCAGGUUCUGUAUCCUCCUCUUCCAGCCACCACCUUUCCCUCCAUCCUGACCAUGGAAGCAGCCUCAUACAAUAUCCCCCAGAGACCAGAGGUCCAUCUGGCACUCAUCAGGGAGCCCCCUGGUCUCUCUGUGCUCUGGAGGGUGGAGGAAGAGGACCCUUUUGCGCCGCCCAUGGAUAGUUACAGUAUUUAUAUGAGUACGGAAAAGGUUAAAGAUAGCAGCGUCUUCCCAGACUGGAAAAUCCUGGGCGAGGUGAAGGCAAUCGAUCUACCCAUGUGUGUGCUUGUCAAAAGGUACAAGCCUGGGCAUAAGGUGUGUGUCACUGUGGUGGGCAAAGACAAGUUUGGCCGGUACGGGCCCUACAGUAAAGUCGUCGCCGCAGCCAUACCUGACUAAGAAAGAGGAUGUGGUCAACAGAGGGGCAGUACAUCUACUUAAUGUGCUUCAGCUAUUUUGUUUCUUCAUGUGUGUUUUUUAAGGUGCUUAAUAAAGUUGACCUUUUAAAGGAACAUUUA